Phytophthora sojae is the source of this 1080-nucleotide messenger RNA. RefSeq lists its product as hypothetical. The transcript has a single exon. The record is from RefSeq and is a predicted model, not a curated record. NCBI's taxonomy places the organism in Eukaryota, Oomycota, Peronosporomycetes, Peronosporales, Peronosporaceae. Bases 1 to 1080 code for a protein of 359 amino acids.
AUGGAGCUAUCGCUUGACGACCAGGAGCAUUGUCGCGACCUCACCACGCAACUCCUCGACCGAACGCUGUACGAAUAUGAAGAGCUUGGCUUAGACUCUGUCGCCCACUCCGACCUCAACUCCCGACGCUGGAAGAAGCUCCAGUCACAUCCUGAUGUGACGCUGUACGCUGACCGCAGCCCAGGCUCCGCCUGGCUCUCGGUGAUGAGCCGCGGCGACUGGGAGCAGCCCGUUGCAGUGACUACAGUCGGGGAGAUCAAGAGCUCGCUGGACGACGUGCUCCUCGCCUUGGUAUCCCCCAACCUAGCCACGAUCAAGCUGCGAGGCGUGUUGAUGGGUCGAAAACCCGAGACGAACCUCAAGCUGAUGUCUAUCGUGACCCCCACACAGGCAUCUCCGUUCGAGUUCCUUGGGGUGGCGCAGUUCGUGAACACGCAGCACUGGCCGCUGACCAUGUUCGUGGACCCUCGAGAGAUGGUCCUGGCGCUCGCCACGGGUGAAGUGGUGACCGCGAGCGGGAGACGCUUCGGCUACGAGAUCAUUUUGUCCGUCCCGCUGUUCAAGAACUCGUUCAUGACGCGCACUCAAGUCGUCGAGACGCGCGUGUUCUGGGAGCAGCCCGACGGCUCCGUGGGGAUGUAUAGCAAGCUCAUCGUCGACAUCCGAGCGCGACUGCCCGAGUCCGUGAAGCUCGCGAUGCUGUGUCGGGGCGUGGUGCGCUUCUGGAAGUUCAUCCCAUGCUCGGUGGAGACCAAGAAGCUGCGCUGGUGUCUCAAGCGCAGGAAGGCGCUGGUGCGCGACAUCCAGCGGCAGGCUCAGGUCACGGGGCCGGUGAAGUGCGGCGGGUGUGCCAUCAGCACACUGAAGCUUCAAGACAAGAAGAGGAACGCGAACCGGUGUGAACUGUGCGAAGCGUGGCUGUGCUCCAAGUCUUCCUGUCGAUCGACUUGUCAGAUCACGGCGGUGGUUCGGAACGAAUCGAACAUCUGCCAGAAGGAUCUUGCCGUGUGUCCGCGCUGUAUGGUCCUCGUGCGAGAGCAGAGUGCAGCGAAUGUAGCGCGCUCGGAGUUGUUGAUAUAG